ACAUGGAGAAGUAGUUCCUUCUUGUUGUGUUGACAAGCUGUUAAAGAAGAGUAUCAGCAACAAUCGUUUGAUUUCUUUCUUCUCUCUCUUUGACUGUUAGAAUUAUCAUCAAGUCUUAGGGCCACGUGAUUGGUUUCUUCUUCUUCUUUCUCAUUAUUCUCUCCUCAAUCCAAAACUCAAAAUCAUCACACCUAGAUAUAUAAAAUUGGGAUCGGAGUGAAUUGGAAAACCUGUUAGAUCACAAUUUUGAUGGGAGAAUUCUUUCAGAAGAAGAAGAAACAAUGAAAGGCGUCUUCUCGGCGCCUGGGGAUUAUAUUCAUUUCAAAUCUCAAGUUCCACUUCACAAGAUCUCUAUUGGGUCAAGACAAUGGAGGUAUUAUGAGUUUGGUCCAAAAGUGGUGCCUCCACUUAUCUGUCUUCCUGGGACACCGGGAACUGCUGAUGUCUACUAUAAACAAAUUAUGUCAUUAUCAAAUAAGGGUUAUCGAGUAAUAUCUGUUGAUAUACCACGUGUGUGGAAUCAUCAUGAAUGGAUUCAAGCAUUCGAAAAGUUUCUAGAUGCUAUCGAUGUUCACCAUGUGCAUCUUUAUGGGACAUCCCUUGGUGGCUUUCUAGCACAACUCUUUGCUCAGCAUCGUCCAAGACGUGUUCGAUCGUUAAUACUCUCAAAUACUUUUCUUGAUACACAAAGUUUCUCAGCUUCUAUGCCAUGGGCACCCGUUGUUUCUUGGACACCCUCCUUUUUGCUGAAGCGAUACGUUCUAAUAGGAAUUCGUGAUGGUCCACAUGAACCGUUCAUUGCAGACUCGGUGGAUUUUGUUGUUUCCCAGGUUGAGACUCUCUCCCGUGAGGAUCUUGCUUCAAGGUUAACUUUGACAUUUGGCCCUGCUUCUAUCGGACCUCUCUUACUUUCAGAUUCAUUUAUCACAAUAAUGGAUACAAAUGAUUAUUGUGCCAUUCCUCGAGAAUUAAAAGAUCAAGUAAGUGAGAAGUAUCCUGGAGCAAGGCGAGCAUCCCUAAAAUCAGGUGGCGAUUUUCCAUUUCUUUCGCGUCCGGAUGAAGUUAACCUACAUCUUCAGCUGCAUUUGAGACGGGUUGGAGUUGAAGCAAAGCCGGAUAUAGGCUUGCAAAACCCCAGGGACAGUAGUGGUGGAGGUUCAAGUGAUAAGAAUAAGGAAAAAGAAGAUUCUGACAACCCUCCGAAGGAUCACUCCAAAGGAUCACCAUCUAGGGAUGCGAAGAAUAAGGAAAAAGAAGGUGCCAAUAAUGACCCCUCAAAUGAGAAUAGUGGUGAAAGCAGUUCAAAUCCCACCUCUGAAGAUCCUAUACAUUUUGCAGCUUCAGACAAUGACGGCAGUGAUGGCUCCAAAAAAGUUAAUGAGGAGAUACAUAAAAAUACUGCAUCUCUCUUACGUGGGCAAUUGAAACCUAUGCUUUUGGAUAUUAGAGUGGUUAUGGAAAUUCAAUUGAUAUUAGCUACUCAGGCUGUUGAACUUACUCGGUCAUAUUCAGUUCUUUACUUAUUGCUGUCUUUGUAUUUAGGAAAUUUGUACAAUACUCGGUGUCAUAGAUUGAACUGUAGGCAGAAUGUGUAGUAUGCGGGUUCAAUUUGUAUUCCUUGCUUUAAUGUGGUCUGUAAACAAGUUGACAGUGUGUCUUUUGCUUUUAUACUCUUCCAUAGGAUUGCUGCAAAUUGUGAGCUGAUUGUGGUGAGAACAUAACAGAAAUGUACUUUUAAAUGUUUCAACUGUAGAUAACAGAGUUCCCUCUCUAUCUACCUCCUUUGUGAAUGAAUAAAUCUUUGCUGAAGACUUUCAUCA
Molecule: messenger RNA, 1820 nt
Organism: Papaver somniferum (opium poppy)
Lineage: Eukaryota; Viridiplantae; Streptophyta; Magnoliopsida; Ranunculales; Papaveraceae
Product: maspardin-like
Exons: 8
Coding region: 282-1595 (437 amino acids)
Source: RefSeq, a predicted model, not a curated record